AUGUUUGGGCACGGCCGGAUGGGCCAGGCCAUGGCCCUACUGCUGUUCCUGGGCAUGACAGCGGCGCUGGCCUGGGGCUGCCUGCAGUGCGACCCCAACUUCUCGGAGAAGUUCUCCUUCUACCGUCACCACGUGAACCUCAAGUCCUGGUGGGUGGGUGACAUCCCCGUGUCGGGGGUGUUGCUCUCCGAGUGGAGCCACAACACGAUGAAGGAGCUCCAUUUGGCCAUCCCCGCCGAGAUCACCCGGAAGAAGCUACAUCAAGUAGCAGAAGCCGUGUAUCAGAGGAUGGACCAACUGUACCAGGGGAAGAUGUACUUCCCAGGAUAUUUCCCCAAUGAGCUGCGGGCCAUCUUCCGGGAGCAAGUGCGCCUCAUCCAGAAUGCCAUCAUAGAGAGUGAGCAGCGGGCUCCACAGAGGGGACAAUGCUCGUGGCCGCUGGCACAUCAGGGCCGGGGGCACGGAAAACAGGGCUCAGGAAGGAGUGGCUCUGCAGGAGGCCCUUUUGCAUCAAUGGUGGCCAGCUUGCCCAUCACCCCCUUAUUUCUGUCAGACUCGCCUCUGGUGGCACCUGGGAACAUUGUAACCACCCUUCCCUCAGGCCGCAUCGACUGUCAGCGUCACUGUGGCAUCUUCCAAUAUGAGACCAUCUCCUGCAGCAACUGCACAGACUCACAUGUUGUCUGCUUCGGCUACUACUGCAAGUCAUCACCACAGUGGGAGUCAGCUGUACAGGGCCUUCUGAAAUACAUAAACACCUGGCACAAGUAAGUUCCUGCUGGAAUCCAAGUGCGUGGGUACACCUUAUGGUGAGGGCUCGAAGCUGGCAGAGGCCCAGGAGGACCUUGCCCACACCCUUCAAGGCUCUCCAAGCUCAGCUGGAGGAAGGGAGCAAACCAUCCUGGCUGAAGGGGCUUCAUGAAACCUAGGCUACCCUGAGUUGGUGGCAGAGUUGGAGGGUCUAACUGGAGCCCCAUUCUAUUUCAGACAGGAUGUAAAGAUGAGGUAAGACCAGGCUUUCCGCUGGAGCGGGGGUGGGGGUGGGGGUUUAGGGGAGGAAGGAGUAUGGGGAGUGGGAAGAGGUGAGGAGGGGGAGAGGGAGUGAGGAGGCAUGUGGGUGGAUGAGAGUGGGAGGGAUGCUGGGCAGGGCUGUGUGCCUGAGGGCACACUGGCCAUCUGUAGCCACACCUACCUAUGUGGUCAAUGCACUGCCUGAACCAUGCUGUUCCUUCUCUGCUGCCUCACCUUGGACGUGCAGAACCACCCCAGCCUUGUGAGUGAGCUGGGGAUAAGGCAACAAAGCAGCAGGUGGCCUGUGGAAAGCAUAGGACUCGGAAGUCAAGUGGCCUCUGCCACAGUACCCCUAAACCCUAUCAAGGCUGUCAUUGUGGGUGUUGGGGAGGGUCCAUGACCCACUAGCACACUUUAGCAUUUAAGAGCAGGCAGGGACUGGGAAUAGUAGUGCCUUCCUGUAAUACCAGACUUCCAGGGGCCUGAGGCAGGAGGAUCUUAGGGCUAGCUUAGGCCAUAUUAGUGGACCACGGGAGGCAGCCUAGGAAGGGAGGCUGGGGGACAUGUGUAGACAAUGGGCUUAGAGCACCUCCUCCUCAUUCCCCAAAGCCUUUCACAGAACAUAAGGUGUCUGGAACCUCAGCAUCUGGUUAACCUGACCUUGGAAAAUGCCUCUGAGUGUCUGACCCAGCACUGACAGUGGCUGCCAGCCCCAGCCUUGGCAGGGGCCAGAACUCAACUGCGCUGUGGCAGCCUAUUCCUCUGGAGAUGCUAGCAGCUGCCUGCUUCAGGUCACCUCUCCCACUCCCGUGGAGCCCAGGCUGGGCCUGGGCAGGGAGAUGGACUUUGUGUAAGAUAGUGGGGAACUCCCCAGGGCAGGCCCCUCUGAGAUAUUUUGAAUAAAAUGCCCUGACAUUUCUCAUGAA
Messenger RNA from Rattus norvegicus (Norway rat), 1937 nucleotides. Lineage: Eukaryota; Metazoa; Chordata; Mammalia; Rodentia; Muridae. The record is from RefSeq and is a predicted model, not a curated record.